AUGAAGACGCCGCCAAAGAAGAAGAUGACGCUCGGGGGUAAAAAGGCAAAAAUGGAACGCCAAUCUUGGUCAAAAUACCAAGAAGAGGCGUUGGCGAAGGCGUGGGUACAUUGCACUACCGACAAAAAGAAGGGCAAUCAACAAACAUGCGAUGGUUUUUGGCGUAGCAUUUUAGAUCAUUAUAACGUCACCGUUGGUGGAAGUAACCGGACCGUGCAUCAAGUACGGUCUAACUGGAUACCGAUGAUGACGAAAAUAAACCAUUUCAACAGCCUAUACCAACAAGCGGAUCGCACACGAGAUAGCGGGUGUGACGAUCUCGACGUGAUGAAAAUUGCUUUAAAGGAUUUUCAAAAUAAAUAUCCGAGCGGUUUUCAACAUGUCGAGGCAUGGGAGGUCGUUCGAAAACACGACAAAUGGGCCCAAGUCCCAUUGUUGAGUGAGGAAGGGGAAGGUUCGGCACAAAAAAGAAAGUCCGUUAACAAGGACCCUUCCAUACCCGAUAUGAAGAAGACCCCUCGCCACAAAGAACACAACGGCGAGACAAGCGUCAAGCGACAUCGUCCGAGGGCUCGGCUGAGUUGGCGGCACAAUUCAAAGAAUACACCGCCAUGA
This is a messenger RNA of Helianthus annuus (common sunflower), 615 nucleotides long. RefSeq names its product glutathione S-transferase T3-like. The coding region runs from base 1 to 615 and encodes 204 amino acids. The transcript has 2 exons. NCBI's taxonomy places the organism in Eukaryota, Viridiplantae, Streptophyta, Magnoliopsida, Asterales, Asteraceae. The record is from RefSeq and is a predicted model, not a curated record.